AAAUCGCGCCUCCAGCAGGCGCCACUAAUGCGCAACGCAUGCGUGCGCAAAGCAGUCGGCGCGGCCAUCAUCCUUUUUUCGCGUGUUCUCAUCUCCACAGGAUGGCACCCAGGUACGAAUUGGCCAUCGGCCUCAACAAGGGUCACAAAACCACCAAGAUUAGGGUGGCGAAAAACAAAUCCGAGAAGGAGAAGACCGUUGCCAUCAGACCAGCCAGGCUAAAGGGGCGUCAGACCAAACACAGCAAAUUUGUGCGAGACUUGAUCCGUGAAGUCACUGGACAUGCUCCCUAUGAGAAGCGCGCUAUGGAGUUGUUGAAGGUUUCAAAGGAUAAGCGUGCCCUCAAAUUCUUGAAAAGGAGGUUGGGUACUCACAUUCGCGCUAAGAGGAAGCGUGAGGAGCUUGGAAACAUCCUUGUACAAAUGAGGAAGGCCGCCGCACAGCAUCAUUAAGUGCUGUUUUGUAUUUAUAAGGAUUAUUUACUGGAUCAAUAAACACCUUUGACACAA
This is a messenger RNA of Nasonia vitripennis (jewel wasp), 509 nucleotides long. RefSeq names its product 60S ribosomal protein L36 (gene RpL36). Gene Ontology annotation, biological process: cytoplasmic translation. Gene Ontology annotation, cellular component: ribosome; cytosolic large ribosomal subunit. Gene Ontology annotation, molecular function: structural constituent of ribosome. The transcript has 4 exons. NCBI's taxonomy places the organism in Eukaryota, Metazoa, Arthropoda, Insecta, Hymenoptera, Pteromalidae. The coding region runs from base 39 to 452 and encodes 137 amino acids. The record is from RefSeq and is a predicted model, not a curated record.